UUGGCCACUUGGCCAGGCGGGCAGGCGUACGCAGCAUGCACACACAUGCAAGCGACAGGGAGGAAAAGAGAUAGACGAGCAGUAUGGCAGCAUUGACAGUUGUGUGACUCUUGUUUUCCCUUGACGUAUCGAUUCACCAGAGAUAAAAUAAACGACGCUCGAUCACACGGAACGCUCGAUUCAUAAUAGAUAGUUCAAGUGCUUGGCUUUUCGAGAUGGGAGUGAUAUUCCUUGAGCACAUCGGUGGCAGUCGCCUGUUCUCUUGCGCUUCCUGCGACACAAAUCUCACUAACAGGUCGCAGCUCGUGAGCACACGCUUCACGGGUGCCACGGGACGCGCUUUCCUCUUCAACAAAGUCGUCAACCUGAAUUACAGUGAGGUUCAGGAUAGAGUGAUGCUGACAGGUCGCCACAUGGUACGAGAUGUCAGCUGCAAAAACUGUGAUGCUAAGCUCGGGUGGGUGUACGAAUUUGCGACGGACGAGCAACAACGUUACAAGGAGGGUCGUGUUAUUCUGGAACGAGCUCUUGUCACCGAGAGCGAUGGAUUGACGGAGCACAAUGUUCAACAAUAAUGUUCAAAUAAUUAACACCAAGUAGCGUUUAAUACAUUAAGGAAACAAUCUAACACAUAGGAUCUCUUAUAAAUUAUUAUAAUUUUUUAACUUGUUGUCAAUUACAAGAGAUUCUUGAUUAGUGCCCGACUUGUUUGCGCUGUAGGCAAGCACCGUUGACGCUGAUCCAUUUUGUGAUAAGUGACCGUCAACAUUUCGUGAAUAUGGUACGGUUCCUAUUUUGCAAAAGGAAAAAAAUUUCAGAUUUUAUUUCAUAUUUACGUCACCCUCUCUGAUUAUUUAGUCCACAUAUUUUGCAUUAAAUCUUAUUCACGACAAUUGUUGAGUUUACAUAAGUGUAAAUCAUAAACAUCAUUUUGUACACAUAAUUUUUCUUGUAGAUGGAACGUUAAUAAAUUGACCUCAGUGGCAAAUAUAUUUGUCAAGAAAAUUAAGAGAAUGUGAGUAUGUAUGCAUAAUUUAGUAAAUGUGUAUCGACAAGUGCAAUAUAAGUUAACUGAAGCAGCAUA
This is a messenger RNA of Monomorium pharaonis (pharaoh ant), 1084 nucleotides long. It is a transcript of the gene Yippee, whose product is annotated as protein yippee-like 5. The transcript is spliced from 2 exons. Bases 216 to 575 code for a protein of 119 amino acids. NCBI's taxonomy places the organism in Eukaryota, Metazoa, Arthropoda, Insecta, Hymenoptera, Formicidae. The record is from RefSeq and is a predicted model, not a curated record.